Chara braunii is the source of this 1371-nucleotide messenger RNA. Lineage: Eukaryota; Viridiplantae; Streptophyta; Charophyceae; Charales; Characeae. The record is from the annotation of a GenBank genome assembly.
GCUAUGGCGCCCAGGUCACCAGUGUGGAGCACGGCUAUGGCGCCCACUUAAGUACCACUGAUGCAGGUCGCCUGUGUGGAGCACGGCUAUGACGCCCAGUUAUGUACUGCUGACGCAGGUAUGUGUUGUUGUUGUUGUCGUUGUUGUACAGUUCGCCAGCAUGGAGCACGGCUAUGGCACCCAGGUCGACAGCGUGGAGCACGGCAAUGGCGCCCAGGUACCAGUGUGGAGCACGGCUAUGGCACCCAGGUUGCCAGUGUGGAGCACGGCUAUGGCGCCCAGUUAUGUACCACUGACGCAGGUGGCCAGUGUGGAGCACAGCUAUGGCGCCCAGUUAAGUACAGCUGACGCAGGUCAACAGCGUGGAGCACAGCUAUGGCACCCAGAUACCAGUGUGGAGCACGGCUAUGGCGCCCAGGUAAGCACCGUUGACGCAGGUCAACAGCGUGGAGCACAGCUAUGGCACCCAGAUACCAGUGUGGAGCACGGCUAUGGCGCCCAGGUAAGCACCGUUGACGCAGGUCGACAACGUGGAGCACGGCUAUGCCGCCCAGGUACCAGUGUGGAGCACGGCUAUGGUGCCCAGGUCGACAGCGUGGAGCACGGCUAUGGCGCCCAGGUCGACAUCGUGGAGAACGGCUAUGUCGCCCAGGUACCAGUGUGGAGCACGGCUAUGGUGCCCAGGUCGACAGCGUGGAGCACGGCUAUGGCGCCCAGGUACCAGUGCGGAGCACGGCUAUGGCGCCCAGGUCAAGAGCGUGGACCACGGCUAUGGCGCCCAGGUACCAGAGUGGAGCACGGAUUUGGCGCCCAGGUCGCCAGUGCGGAGCACGGCUAUGGCGCCCAGUUAAGUACCGAUGACGGAGGUCGACAGCGUGGAGCACGGCUAUGGCGCCCAGGUACCAGAGUGGAGCACAGCUAUAGCGCCCAGGUCGUCAGCGUGGAGCACGGCUAUGGCGCCCAGGUAAGUACCGCUGACGCAGGUCGUCAGCGUGGAGCACGGCUAUGGCGCCCAGGUAUCAGUGUGGAUCACGGCUAUGGCGCCCAGGUCGACAGCGUGGAGCACGGCUAUGGCGCCCAGGUACCAGAGUGGAGCACGGCUAUGGCGCCCAGGUCGCCAGUGUGGGGCACGGCUAUGGCGCCCAGUUAAGUAACACUGACGAAGGUCGCCAGUGUGGAGCAUAGCUAUAACGCCCAGUUAAGUAUCGCUGACGCAGGUGGACAGCGUGGAGCACGGCUAUGACGCCCAGUUACUAGUGUGGAGCACGGCUAUGGCGCCCAGCUAAGUACCGCUGACGCAGGUCGACAGCGUGGGGCACGGCUAUGGCGUCCAGGUCGACAUCGUGGAGCACGGAUAUGGCGCCCAGGUAC